This is a messenger RNA of Nasonia vitripennis (jewel wasp), 2947 nucleotides long. Its product is annotated as cilia- and flagella-associated protein 58-like. Gene Ontology annotation, cellular component: cytoskeleton. The record is from RefSeq and is a predicted model, not a curated record. NCBI's taxonomy places the organism in Eukaryota, Metazoa, Arthropoda, Insecta, Hymenoptera, Pteromalidae. Bases 258 to 2930 code for a protein of 890 amino acids. The transcript has 11 exons.
AACGUAUCGAUCAGGCCAGGCGAGACGAAAAAGAAAUCAAAAUUACGCCGAGAGAAACUCGAGUAUCGAUUGCGCCGAGGCCGCAAAAGGAAACCAACAUUCUUGCAGAGUCGCGGCGUCACGCGCCUCGGUCGUCAUGGGAGCUCGUCAACAAAAUCAAAGCGUAGUUUCCUUCAUGUGGGCUUGGCUUAUUGCGCGGCUCAUCAUGUUCACGCUCGGUGAGUCGGGAAAAGACGUCUCAAGGAUCCUCACCGAUCAUGAUGGACAUGGAAAUGAAUGCCGAACUCGAGAGGGAUGGAGCAAGCGAAACUGGAGAGGCCUCUUCCGAAGGAAGCUCGGCUGGGAGUGCGUACUGUUCUCUCGAGCAAGAUUUUGCAAGGAUAACGAGUGAAAUGAAGAGCAACGAAGCUCUGGCUGCUUACGAAACCGAAUACACGCGACUCUUUGAAUCUCUGUACAAAGCUCAUCGGCUGGAGGAAGAGCUUACGGAGAAGUGCAGAUUGCUCAAGGAAGACGUAACGGAAGGAAGAGGCAGGAUACAAGAGCUUGAGAGAAAAGUAUUAGCGGACGCAGAGAGCAUGGAACAUGCUCGAAAGGAAAUCUUAGAGGGCAAGAAGUUAGCCGACGCCGCCCACACGCGGGAACAGAAGGCCCAGGAAGUUAUCGAGAACUUACGGGUCUCCAUUGCCAAGCUCACCGACGAGCUUGUCCAGAAAAACAAGCAACUCGCCUCGGAGGAAAAUUCGGUUGCAGCUAAGCAGAAAGAAGGCCUGUCGAAAGAUCGCGAGCGUCUCAUCGGCGAAGUCGAGGCGCUCCGCCAGCGCCUGAAAACCGUCAACUCCUACAAGCAAGAAAUCGAAGACAAGUUUAACGAGUCGGAGCAACGGGCCAGCGAGCUGCAGGACAAGCUCGACCGACAGGCAAACGAGAUGGCCAAGGAGCGACGCGAACACGAGAAGAUCGAGUCCGAACUGCAGCUGGUCCACGACGAGCUCAGGUCGCGACUCGCUGACCUCCAGACAGCCGAGGAAGCGCUGAAGACCACAGCUAACAACGUCGCGAGGCAGGACAACAUACUGAGGGAUCAGGUGCUGGAGAACGAGAAGAACCAGAAGGAGAUGCAGAAGCUCAUGCUCAAGCAGAUGACGAUGAAGACCGAGGCGGACAAGGUCAGCGCCAAGCUCGAGGAAGCGAGGAAGGAGCUUUUCGAGAGGAACAAGCAUAUCAAGGAGAUUAAUAAGGAAGUGCAGAGGCUGAAGGAAGAAAUGGGAAAGUUCAAGUCGGAGAAGGAAAGCAGCCUGAAGAAACUCGCGAAAGAGAAGAGCCUUAGCAGCAAAGCCGACGAGAAUCUGAAGCGAGUCUCGGCGAAUCUACGCAACGCGGAGCUGGAGAUAGCAGCUCUGAAGCGUCAGUUGGACGCGGAGAGAAAGACGAUCGAAAAGCUCAACCGGGACAAGGACGCGGCGGCAAAGAACGCGACGCUCCUCGAGGACAUGAACAAGAAGCUUGCGCUGGAGAUCCGCGUGUUCGAGCAGACCAAUCGGAAAAUGGAGGCGAGUCUGGAGGAGAUCACCGAGGAGUCCAGCGAACUGAAGCGGCAGGUUAAGAGCCUCGAGAAGGAGAAAGACAGGUGCACCGUCGAGGCUCAGGAAUUAUCGCAGCAGGUGGAAGACUACGCAGUCGAAGUGAAACUGAAGCGACUCGAGAUCUCGGACUAUCAGAAGCGACUCGCGGACGCUGAGGCCAAACUGCGACAGCAGCAGACCGUCUUCGAGGACAUAAGGGCGGAGAGAAACUCGUACAAGAAGAGCCUAUCUCUGUGCCAAGACGAGAUCGCCGAACUGAAGAACAAGACGAAAGAGUUGAGCUCGCAGAUCGACCAACUCAAGGAGCAGUUGGCUGUCAAGGAAGCGAACCUGGUGAAGCAAGAAUUCUUAUUCAGCAAAACCGAGAAAGAGAAAGAGUCCCUGAAAUCCGAGCUGCAGACCAGCCGCAAGAACGCCUCGGACAUCCGGCGCGAGCUGGAGGACAUGCGCCAGGAGGAGAAGCAGCUGCGCGCCGCUCUCCAAGAGGCCGACGCAAAUGCCGCCCGCCAGCGCAAAGAAAUUGAGGCGGUGAUGAACGAGCGCGACGUUAUCGGCACGCAGAUAGUCCGGCGCAACGACGAGAUGAGUCUGCAGUAUAGGAAGAUCCAGAUCCUCGAGGAGACGCUGCAACGCGGCGAGAAGCAGUACGGCCAGCGCCUCGAGGAGAUUCGCCUGCUUCAGCUCGAGCUUAAGAAGCUCAAGCUCGAAAAAGCUGCGUUGGAGAAGAACACGGCCAAUCUCUACGAUCUUCGGGCCGAGGUCUUUCACUUGGAGAGAAAUCUGACGAAGGAGAGACUGAAAGUCAUGGCGCUCGAGGAGGAGGUGCAGAAUCCGCUGAACGUUCAUAGGUGGCGGAACCUCGAGGGAACGGAUCCGGAUACAUUCGAGUUGCUGAAAAAGAUUCAGAUCUUGCAGAGGCGGAUACUGAAGAUAUCCGCGGAAUUGAUUGCCAAAGAGAAGAAGAUCAGGGAAACGGAAAAACUGUACAUGAAUCUUCGCGAGAUCAUCGCCAAGCAACCGGGGCCCGAGGUUUUACUCCACCUCAGUAAGACCCGCCGAGCUCUGAGAGACAGAGGAAAGAAAAUGAAGUGCCUCGUAGCCGAGCUGAACAUGACUCUGACAGCCGAACAUAAAUUCGAGCUCGACAAGGUGAAGCGAGAGCUGCACGCCGUGAAGUCCAAGUACUUUGCCCAGAAGAAAAGAGAACUGAAGGCCAUAGAACCAACCAAGAAAAACCUUCCGUCUGUUCGGACGAACUCGAUCAAAUUCCACGGUGGUGGCUUUAACUUAAGCACGCCUAUUGUCAAUAGCUGUACUACUUCCCUCGUCACAGUAAAUAAAUGAAUUUUUCUUUCCUCAGA